Molecule: messenger RNA, 4710 nt
Organism: Salarias fasciatus (jewelled blenny)
Lineage: Eukaryota; Metazoa; Chordata; Actinopteri; Blenniiformes; Blenniidae
Gene: aqr
Product: aquarius intron-binding spliceosomal factor
Exons: 36
Coding region: 137-4546 (1469 amino acids)
Biological process (GO): mRNA splicing, via spliceosome
Cellular component (GO): catalytic step 2 spliceosome
Molecular function (GO): helicase activity; mRNA binding
Source: RefSeq, a predicted model, not a curated record
CGACCUUAUGAGACGUACCCGUUCAGGAAGUGUGUCGCACUCGGCGCGUCGUGUCUGCUGCAUUGCCCACGAUCCAUUCAACAACCUUUCUUUCUAAUGUACAAUAAAGACUGAGGUGUCACUGAAGCUUGUUGAGAUGGCCUCCACAGAGAAGGAGACCCCAGCUAAGAAGGCUGCAGCACCGUCUGUUUCACAAAUAAAUGCAGAAUAUGUCACGCAGUUGGCAAACAAAUACUGGGCUCCACAUGCAAAGAAUAAACUACCGUUUGACCCCAAGGUCAUGGAGGAUAUUUAUGAUAAAGAGAUUCUUCAGGCUAAGUUUGCCAUCAGAAAAAUUAUGCUUCUUGAAUUCAGCCAAUACCUGGAAAACUACCUGUGGGUGAACUACACCCCGAAAGUGUCCAGCAAUGCCUUCCUCAUGUCUAUCUGUUGUAUCGUCAAUGAGAAGUUCAGAGAAAAUGUUCCAGCGUGGGAGGUGUUUAAGAAGGAGCCCACCCAUUUCCCUUUCUUCUUCAAAUGUGUCAUGGAAGCCGUGCUGGCAGGCGAGGAGGCAGCCCUCACCCUGAAGGAACAAACUGUCCUCCUUGUCUUCCUGGACCACUGCUUCAACAGUCUGGAGGUAGAUUUGAUCAGAGAGCAGGUGCAGCAGCUCAUCUCUCUGCCUAUGUGGAUGUGCCUCUUACCAGCCAGACUCCAGCACGAGCUGAAGAAAGUUCCAAAGCUGCAGAAGUUCUGGAAUCUAAUCAAGAAGAAAUUUGAUAAGAUGGAUGCAGACGCAGCACAGCAGGCAGUCAAGGAGAGGACCUUCCUCUCGGCUCUCAUUAAGAAGUUUUUCGGAGUGCUCACGUCUAUACCCCCGUCAGGUCCUGUGUCUAUGGACAAAGUGCAUUACUGCGAGAGAUUCAUCGAACUCAUGAUCGAUCUGGAGGCUCUGCUGCCGACCAGACGCUGGUUCAAUACAGUGCUGGACGACUCCCACCUGAUGGUCAGCUGUAACCUGUCCAGCCUGAAGCAGAGAGAGAAGGAGGGCCACCUCUUCUGUCAGUUGCUGGACAUGCUGAAGUUCUACACAGGUUUUGAGAUCAAUGACCAGACAGGAAAUGCCCUGACUCAGAAAGAGAUGACCAACCUGCACUACGACAAAAUCACCUCACUGCAGAGGGCCGCCUUCGCUCACUUUCCAGAGCUGCAUGACUUUGCUUUGUCCAACGUGGCCGCUGUAGACACUCGGGAGUCCUUGACCAAACAGUUUGGACAUCUCAGUCCCAACAUGCUCCACCAGGUGGCGUCGUACCUGUGUCUGCUGCCGGAGCUGCCUGAAGGCCAGGACACCACCAUUGAGAAAGAGGUUCUCCUGGAGUUGCUGGUCUCCCGUCACGAGCGAAGAAUCUCUCAGAUUGAGCAACUGAAUCUGAUGCCGCUUUACCCAACAGAGAAGAUCAUCUGGGAUGAGAACAUUGUCCCAACGGAGUACUACUCAGGCGAAGGCUGCCUUGCUCUCCCUAAGCUGAACCUCCAGUUUCUAACCCUGCACGACUACCUGUUGAGAAACUUCAACCUGUUUCGUCUGGAGUCCACCUACGAGAUCCGACAGGACAUUGAAGACGUGAUCUUUCGCAUGAAGCCAUGGCAAUCAGAAUACGGCGGAGUGGUGUUCGGCGGCUGGGCCAGGAUGGCUCAGACCAUCACCGCCUUCUCCAUCGUAGAGGUCGCCAAGCCCAACAUCGGCGAGAGCUGGCCGGCCCGGGUCCGGGCCGACGUCACCGUCAACCUCAAUGUGCAAGAUCACAUCAAAAAUGAAUGGGAAGGCCUACGGAAGCAUGAUGUUUGCUUUCUGAUCACCGUGAGGCCCAACCUGAUCUACGGCACGCGCUUCGACCGGCGCCAGCCCUUCGUGGAGCAGACCGGCCUGGUGUACGUGAGAGGGUGCGAGGUGCAGGGCAUGCUGGAUGAAAGGGGGCGUGUCAUCGAAGAAGGGCCUGAACCGAAGCCCAAGCUGCGAGGAGAUUCCAGGACGUUCCGCGUGUGGCUGGACCCCAACCAGUACCAGCAGGACAUGACCAGCAGCAUCCAGAGCGGCACCGAAGACCCCUACGAGACUUUCAACAUCAUCAUGAGACGCAAACCCAAGGAGAACAACUUCAAGGCUGUGCUGGAGACCAUCAGACACCUGAUGAACACCGAAUGCGUGGUGCCGGACUGGCUUCACGACAUCAUCCUUGGCUACGGCGACCCCGGAAGCGCGCAUUAUUCCAAAAUGCCCAAUCAGAUCUCCACGCUGGAUUUCAAUGACACGUUCUUGAAUCUGGAUCACUUGCGGUCGUGCUUCCCCGAUCACACGAUAAAAGUCACCGAGGAGACGCCUGAACUGCAGGUGCCCCCAUUCAGAAUCAAGUUCCCCAUCACAGACAGUGCCAACAAAGGAAAGAAGAGGAAGGCCGAGGAAGAAAAGGAGGAAAAAGAGGAGGACAGGACUCUGAUCGUUGAACCCUACGUGACUCCAAAUCGGGGACCGUAUCCCUACAACCAGCCCAAACGGAAUACAAUUCAGUUCACACCCACUCAGAUCGAAGCCAUCCGAGCCGGGAUGCAGCCGGGACUAACCAUGGUUGUAGGCCCUCCCGGCACAGGAAAGACCGACGUUGCCGUUCAGAUCAUCUCAAAUCUUUAUCAUAACUUUCCUGAACAGAGGACCCUCAUCGUAACACACUCAAAUCAGGCUCUGAACCAGCUGUUUGAAAAGAUCAUGGCUCUUGACAUUGACGAGCGCCACCUCCUGCGUCUGGGCCACGGAGAGGAGGAGCUGGAAACGGAGAAGGACUUCAGCAGGUACGGGAGAGUAAACUACGUCCUGGCCAGACGGCUGGAGCUGCUCAGGGAGGUUGGGAGGUUACAGGAGAGCCUGGACGUUCCCGGAGAUGUUUCUUACACCUGCGAGACCGCCGGGCACUUCUACCUCUACCAGGUGAUUUCGCGCUGGGAGGAGUACAUGAGCAAAGUCAGGCCCAAACAGGGCAAGGAGGUGGCGGCGGAGGCCGUCGCCGCGCACUUCCCCUUCCACAAGUACUUCUCCAACGCCCCGCAGCCCGUGUUCAAGGGCCGGUCCUACGAGGAGGACAUGGACAUCGCAGAAGGCUGCUACCGCCACAUCAAGAAGAUAUUCACCCAGCUGGAGGAGUUCCGGGCCUUUGAGCUGCUGAGAAGUGGACUCGACCGCUCCAAGUAUCUCCUGGUGAAGGAAGCCAAAAUCAUCGCCAUGACCUGCACACACGCCGCCCUCAAACGGCACGAUCUGGUGGAGCUGGGAUUCAAGUAUGACAACAUCUUGAUGGAAGAAGCUGCUCAAAUCCUGGAGAUCGAGACCUUCAUCCCUCUGUUGUUACAGAACCCAGAGGACGGCUACAGCCGACUCAAGCGUUGGAUCAUGAUUGGAGACCACCACCAGCUGCCCCCGGUCAUCAAAAACAUGGCGUUCCAGAAAUACUCCAACAUGGAGCAGUCUCUCUUCACCAGAUUUGUGCGCCUGGGAGUACCCACCAUCGAUCUGGAUGCACAGGGCCGUGCGCGUGCGAGCUUGUGCAAUCUGUACAACUGGCGCUACAAGCACUUGGGCAACCUGCCUCACGUCCAGCAGCUCCCCGAGUUCCAGGUCCCCAACCCCGGCCUGACCUUUGACUUCCAGCUCAUUAACGUGGAGGACUUCAAUGGAGUUGGAGAAUCUGAGCCCAACCCCUACUUUUACCAGAACCUUGCCGAAGCGGAGUAUUCGGUGGCGCUCUACAUGUACAUGCGUCUGCUGGGCUACCCCGCCGACCGCAUCAGCAUCCUCACCACGUACAACGGACAGAAGCACCUGAUCAGAGACGUCAUCAACCAGCGCUGUGGUUCAAAUCCCUUCUUUGGCCAGCCUAAUAAGGUUACAACGGUGGACAGGUUCCAGGGUCAGCAGAACGACUACAUCAUCCUCUCACUGGUUCGCACCAAAGCCGUGGGACACCUCAGGGACGUGAGGCGUCUGGUGGUGGCCAUGUCGAGAGCCAGACUGGGUCUCUACAUCUUCGCCCGAGUGUCGCUGUUCCAGAACUGCUUCGAGCUGACGCCCGCCUUCAACCAGCUCACUGCCAGACCACUGCAGCUGCACAUCCGACCACAUGAGUACUACAACCAGGAACAGCCGAGAGACGCGUCUGGACAGCCCGACCAGAUCGUGAAGAACAUGCCGGAGAUGGCGAACCUGGUGUACAGCAUGUACAUGCACAUGAUCCAGACCUCUCAGAAGUACAGACAGCAGCAGCAGCAGCAGAAGUCGCUGGCUUUGCCUCCUCAACAAUCCAAGGCCGAAGCCGAGGCGGAGAAAGCUCCGGCCGGCGCCGAGGAGCCGCAGGAGGAAACCCCCAUGGAGCAGGAGACCCAGGAGGGCGAGGCUAAACCGGCUGAACCACAGCCCGGCUCAGAGGACGACAAGCAGGAAGCGGCGGACGGCGGCGGCAAGAUGCCGGAGCAUCCCGGAAGAGACAGCGACAGCGAGGAGGAGCAGGAGCAGUAGAGCAACGUCAUGAGGGACUAUUGAGAAACUAUUAAAAAGAAAGUGUAAAGAUGAGUUAGUGAAUGUUUUGUACUGAAUCGACAUCCUGAUCAUUUUUGAAUAUUUUUCAUUCUGAAACAUUUUGUACUUUUUUUCCUGCAUUUACUUUAAUAAAAAACUUGAAU